GAGUUUCCUUUCUUCUCAGAAAUUUCCGAUUUCAUUUUCACUCUUCUUUCUUUCGUUCUUGCUGCAGUUUCAGUUUUGUCUUCUCAGAAUUUUCAUCAGUUCUCUUGUUCUUGUCAGGUGAAAUUGUGAGUCUUGACUUACAUUUUGCGUAAUCCAGAGUUAUAUGCAUUCAAAGGCUCAAGCUUUAUGUAUAUAGAUGAAUCUCUGUUUUGUCACUAAAACCAAACCGAGUUUAGAGGAUCUGAAAGAGAUGGUUUUAGGAUGUUUCCCUUUGAAAGGCAAGAAGAAACGUGGCUCUGUUUCUAUGAAGAGGUUAGAUCUUGAAGAAAGCAAACCAAUAGCUUUACCAGAGCCACCACAAAAGAUUCAAAGCCGUAAUCUACAAUCUGCUCCUCCGAGUUUCAGAACUAGAGUGAAGCCUAGUAAAGAGAUGAUCAGCCGGACAAGAGUUAUGUCUGCUCCUUCAAGCAUUCACGGUGUAGCUGAGAGAGAUUUGCUUGCAGGAGUUAACCACGAGGAGCAAGAAACUAGCCCACAACCACUUCCGUUACCGUCGCCAAAGACUGGCUCUUCGUUGAAAAACUGGGGGAGUUUCAAAUCGUUUAACGGAAGCAGCGGGAGGUUAUCAGCUUCUGCAGUGUCUGGACCGUUGCCUUUGCCUCCUAAUGGUUCAGUUAGGAGCUUCUCGUACGAUGAAGUAGUGUCUGCUUGUAGUGCCUUUGCUACAGAGAGAUGUGUCUCUGAAGGUCUUUCAUCUGUUAUGUAUAUGGCUUCGUUUGGUGACGAGGCUGCUUCAACGUCAGGUUUAAAGAAGGUCGAAGCAACUGUUGUGCGUCUUAACGUGAUAACUCAGAGUAUCAGGGAGUUCACUAAUGAAGUGAACACGUUGGCGUCUCUGCAACACCAGAAUCUUUGUAAACUGUUAGGCUAUCACGCACGUGAUGGAUCUGACACGAGAAUGUUGGUGUACGAGAGGCUUGCUCUUGGAAGCUUGGACAGGUUGCUACAUGGGAGAUCAGAUGGUCCUCCUCUUGAUUGGAACACUAGAAUGAAGAUUGCUCUAUGCGCAGCUCAGGGUCUAACCUUCUUACACGAAGAAGGACCCUUUCAGGCGAUGUACAAUGAGUUUUCAACGGCUAAUAUCCAAGUAGAUAAAGACUUCAGCGCCAAGCUAUCUGGAUACGGUUGCGUAGGCAACACUCCAGAGACAGAGACUCCUAACAGUUCAGCACUAGCUAAUCUCUCUGCCGAGACACUAGAGAGAGGUGUUCUGACACCAAAGAGCAACGUGUGGAGCUACGGAAUAGUUCUGCUCGAGAUGUUAACUGGGCGUAAAAACAUGGACGGUUCAUACCCUAAAGAAGAGAGAAACUUAGUGAAAUGGAGUAAAGCUUUUCUAGCAGAUGACUGUAGACUCUCGCUUAUAAUGGAUCCUCAGCUCAAAGGCCGCUUUCCAGCGAAAGCAGCGAGGAGCAUAGCGGAUAUAGCGCAGAAGUGUUUGCAGGUGGAGCCAUCAGAGCGUCCAACGAUGAGAAAUAUUGUGGAACAACUCAAGGUUAUACAGGACAUGAAGUACUCGUGUAGGUUCCCGUUACGAGAGCCAGCGCAUGUUGCGGUAAGGAAACAUAUGGGAAGAUCAAGCAGUCUCAACACGAUUGUUUGGACACCGGGGGUAGUAGCGCCGCCGAGGUCGAGUUUUUCACCGUCGCCACCAGCAGGACGACCGUCAGUUUCGCCUACAAGGGUACGGGGGUUGGUGUUUCCGUCGGUGUUUCCGGCGAGAGUGUGUUCGUCGUUGGAGAUGAGUAGGGAGGAGGUACGGAGAUUGUCGACGGGCAGUGGUAGGAGGACUAGUCUUGAAGGGUUUUGAUUUGUUUUUAUGGACUCCAAACAUAAAAAAAAGAUGUUUUUUUCGUAGUUAAUUUUGAAUCCUGACGUAAAGAGAUGGAGUUUGCUGUGUUUGUAAUCUUCACAUAAAAAACAAUUUGAAAUAUUGUGUUCGUAUAUAGUUCUUUGUUGAUUGAUACAAAGAAACACGUCUGAACGAAUCUGUAUGGGUGAGAAGACAAAUACACUUGUGUUUCUG
Eruca vesicaria subsp. sativa (arugula) is the source of this 2086-nucleotide messenger RNA. Lineage: Eukaryota; Viridiplantae; Streptophyta; Magnoliopsida; Brassicales; Brassicaceae. The record is from the annotation of a GenBank genome assembly.